GGUUUGAUCCCCAGACCAGACCCACGGGGAGAGCAGACGGAACCAGCGGGUCCAGUUCGAGCUGAAAACAUGGUUCUGGUUCUGGUUCUGGUUCUGAGCGGAUUAAUGGGCCCAGCCUGGGCCGAACCGCGGAGACUGGCGGCAGAGAACCUUCUGGUCGUCACGGCGGCGACGGAGGAAACGGACGGUUUCACCCGAUUCGUCCGGACGGCCCGGGAGUUCAACUACACGCUGAAGGUUCUGGGACUGGGCCAGGACUGGAAGGGGGGCGACGUGGCCCGGACCGUCGGGGGGGGACAGAAGGUUCGUUGGCUGAAGGAGGAACUUCUGAAACACAAGGACCGGGAGGACCUGGUGGUUCUGUUCGUGGACAGCUACGAUGUUGUUUUCGCCUCCGGCCCCCAGGAACUCCUCUCAAAGUUCUCCCGUCUCAACCACCGCGUGGUUUUCUCGGCCGAGGGAUUCUGCUGGCCCGACCAGCGUCUGGCGCCCAAAUACCCACAGGUGCAUUCUGGGAAACGCUACCUGAACUCUGGAGGGUUCCUGGGCUUCGCCUCGGACCUGAGCUCCAUCGUGCAGCAGUGGAAAUACCGAGACAACGACGACGACCAGCUGUUCUACACCAAGAUCUACCUGGACAAGAACCAGAGGACCAAGUUCAACAUGACCCUGGACCAUCGAUCCAGAAUCUUCCAGAACCUCAACGGAGCCAUCGACGAGGUGGUCCUGAAGUUUGAGAAGAACCGGGUCCGGGUCAGGAACGUGGCCUACGACUCACUUCCUGUGGUGAUCCACGGGAACGGACCCACCAAGCUGCAGCUGAACUACCUGAGCAACUACGUCCCGACCGCCUGGACCUACGAGUCCGGAUGCAGGAACUGUGAUGACGACCUGCUGAACCUGGAGGACCUGGAGGACCAGGACCUUCCUCUGGUCUACGUGGGCGUUUUCAUCGAACACGCGACUCCGUUCAUGGAGGAGUUUCUGCUGCGGCUAACAACGCUAAACUACCCUGCUGCUAGGCUCCGCCUCUUCCUGCACAACAACGUGGUCUACCACGAGCGCCACAUCCAGCAGUUCUGGGACCAACACGGGUCUCGGUUCCCGGAGGCGGUUCUGGUCGGACCGGAGGAAGAUCUGGAGGAGAAACGGGCCAGAACCAUGUUCAUCCAGGCCUGCCAGCAGGAUCCCCGGUGUGAUUAUUACUUCAGCCUGGACUCGGACGUCGCCCUGACCAACCCCGAUACCCUGAGGAUCCUCAUAGAGGAGAACAAGUCCGUCAUCGCCCCCAUGCUCUCCAAACACGGGAAACUGUGGAGUAACUUCUGGGGAGCUCUGAGUCCGGAGGGUUUUUACUCCCGCUCCGAGGAUUACAUCGAGAUCGUGCAGGCCAAGAGGACGGGUGUGUGGAACGUCCCCUACAUCACGCAGGUUUACCUGGUCCGGGGCAGCGAGCUGCGCUCCAAGCUAGCCAAGGUUAGCCUGUACCUGGACGAGCGGAUGGACCCGGACAUGGUUUUCUGCAAGAGCAUCCGGGACCAGGGCAUCUUCAUGUUCGUUUCCAACCGGGACGAGUUCGGACGGCUCGUCGGGUCUUCGAACUUCAACACGUCUCGUCUUCAUCCAGACAUGUGGCAGAUGUUUGACAACCCGCUGGACUGGAAGGAGAAAUACAUCCAUGAAAAUUACUCCAAGAUCUUUGAGGCCAAAGGAGGCGUCGUGGAGCAGCCGUGUCCCGACGUCUACUGGUUCCCCGUCUUCUCGGAGAAGAUGUGCGACCACCUGGUGGAGACGAUGGAGGACAACGGAGGCUGGUCCGGAGGAUCCCACAAGGACGAGCGGCUAGCCGGCGGCUACGAGAACGUCCCCACCGUCGACAUCCACAUGAACCAGGUCGACUACGAGAAGGAGUGGCUGAAGUUCCUGAAGGAUUACAUCGUCCCGGUUACCGAGAACCUGUACCCGGGAUACUUCCCCAAGGCCCAGGCCAUCAUGAACUUCGUGGUCCGGUACCGGCCCGACGAGCAGCCGUCUCUCCGUCCUCAUCACGACUCGUCCACGUUCACCGUCAACAUCGCCCUGAACCGGAAACACGUGGACUACGAGGGCGGCGGCUGCCGGUUCCUGCGCUACGACUGCAAGGUGGAGUCUCCCAGGAAGGGCUGGUCCUUCAUGCACCCGGGCCGGCUGACCCACUACCACGAGGGGCUGCCCACCACCCGGGGGACCCGCUACAUCAUGGUCUCCUUCGUAGACCCCUAGACCUGUAGACCCCCCAGAACCGGUCCUGGACCCCCCCAGAACCGGUCCUGGACCCCCCCAGAACCGGUCCUGGACCCCCCCCAGAACCGGUCCUGGACCCCCCCCCCCCCAGAACCGGUCCUGGACCCCCCACAGAACCGGUCCUGGACCCCCCCCAGAACCGGUCCUGGACCCCCCCAGAACCGGUCCUGGACCCCCCAGAACCGGUCCUGUACACCCCCAGAACCGGUCCUGGACCCCCCCCAGACCCACAGACCCCAGACCCACAGACCCGUAGUCCCGUACCCCCCCCCCCGUGGGGGGUCGCAGAGACGGGGCCUGAGUCCCUGAACCGUCUCUGGUCCGUCAUCAUUUCACUGUGAACCGUGUUGGAGGAACCUGAACCCAUCUGGACCGGUUUAGACCGGACUGAACCCAUCUGGACCGGUUUAGACCGGACUGAACCCAUCUGGACCGGUUUAGACCGGACUGAACCCAUCUGGACCGGUUUAGACCGGACUGAACCGGUCUAGACCGUGUUGGAGGAGGGACCCUGAACGUUUAGUCCAGAUUAGUCCGGAUUAGUUUAGACUUAAAUCACCGCGUUACCUUAAGUUCUUCUAGAAUCUAAUCUAUGCAACAACCAGGCCGGUAAUGAGAGACCAGGGUUACCACGGUAACCUGCAGCACCGUUACCAUGGUAACCUGCAGCACCGUUACCACGGUAACCAGCACCGUUAUCACGGUAACCAGCACCGUUACCACGGUAACCUGCAGCACCGUUACCACGGUAACCAGCACCGUUACCACGGUAACCAGCACCGUUACCAUGGUAACCAGCACCGUUACCACGGUAACCUGCAGCACCGUUACCACGGUAACCUGCAGCACCGUUACCACGGUAACCAGCACCGUUACCAUGGUAACCAGCGUUAGGAGAGUUCCGGAGAGUUUUAGAGUAUCUUUAUGUAUAUUUGAGUUUUGGGGGUGAAGUUAACAGAGGCCUUUUAUACGUCACGGUUUUAAUGUUUUAAAUGUUUUAAAUGUUUAAAUGUUUCUGAGACUCGUCUCCAGAUUUACCUGUUACAACAUUCACAUGUUUUUAAAUAUGUUUUAAAUGUUUAAAUGUUUCUGAGACUCGUCUCCAGAUUGAACUGUUACAACAUUCACAUGUUUUUAAAUAUGUUUUAAAUGUUUAAAUGUUUCUGAGACUCGUCUCCAGAUUGAACUGUUACGACAUUAACGUGUUUCUCUUUUCCAUGUUUCUCUCUGGCUUUGUACAAACUGCAUUAAAUUAUUGUUAAAGACUGAAUAAAGUUUUACAGAGAG
Cololabis saira (Pacific saury) is the source of this 3570-nucleotide messenger RNA. RefSeq names its product procollagen-lysine, 2-oxoglutarate 5-dioxygenase 3 (gene plod3). Gene Ontology annotation, biological process: peptidyl-lysine hydroxylation. Gene Ontology annotation, cellular component: endoplasmic reticulum. The record is from RefSeq and is a predicted model, not a curated record. NCBI's taxonomy places the organism in Eukaryota, Metazoa, Chordata, Actinopteri, Beloniformes, Belonidae. The transcript has 19 exons. Gene Ontology annotation, molecular function: procollagen-lysine 5-dioxygenase activity; L-ascorbic acid binding; iron ion binding. Bases 70 to 2262 code for a protein of 730 amino acids.